AGGAAUGAGUUGACGUGGAUGAUUGCCAUGCUUCCUCAAGGCAUUCCUGGCAAUGAGCAAGCGGAAGAAGAAGUGCCGAGCUUUGCAAGAAGCCGAGAGCGUGGAUUCGCCAGAGGUCCUCCUUUUGGGGGAGGCGAAUUUCUCCUUCGCGCUGGCGCUGAAGUCGAUGCUGGUACCCCCUACGCUGUCGGGUUCAGCUGGAGAUGCGGACACCGACCGCAGAGCGGCAGAGCUGUCCCAGCGGAGUUUGGCAGUUGCGGCCGGGUAUUUGGGCUUGCCGUUGCAGGUCUGCAGGCAGGUUAGGAUCGUAGCGAGCUGCUACGAGACGCAGUUUGAACUCUCGGAGAAGUAUCCCGAAAGCGCCGGCAUCCUUGGCCGCUUGACACUCUUCGAUUCGCUGGAAGUGAGAUAUCAGGUCAAUGCCUGGGAUCUGGCCGACACCUUCGGCGAGAGGCAAUUCGACAUCAUUGCGUGGAACCACCCGCACCUCGGCACGGAGGAUUUCCGGCUCCACCGCUUCCUGCUGGCCCAUUUUUUCCAUGCCGUGGCCAAACACCUGCAGCCUGGUGGAAAGGUGGUGUUGGCCUUGUUGGAGGGCCAGGAAACACGCUGGGAUUUGCUGGAGCAGGCAGCCAGGCACGGCUUCUCACUGCUGUCCGCGCCCGUUCCACUGGCGCCAGCGAGUUUUCCUGGCUACGAGUGCAAGCGCAAUAGCACCGGAAGGUCCUUCAAGAACCAGCACACGCAGAAGACCUCGAACUCCUCCAGGAGCUGGGUCUACCAUUUGGGGCGCCAGUUCUCGGGAACCGGCGGCAAGGCCAGGCCCAAGCCGGAGACGGCCCUCGAAGGAGCAUCAAGCUCGUUCCGGUGUGAUACAUGUGGCAAGACCUUCUCGGGCGCGCAAGGCCUGCGGACCCACGUGCGGCAGGUGCACGAGCUGAAGAAGUACGGGGAGAAACCGAGGGGUGAGUUGCAGGUCACUUGCGACCAGUGUGGACGAGGCUUUUGUGACAGCGAGGCGCUGUAUCAACAUUCCCUCGCAGCUCACAGCGGUGAUUCCGCUGGCCACCGGCGGGUGCGCAGCACCUGCCUGGAGGGCUUCGCCUACCGCCGCUGCGCGAUUUGUGGCAUGUCGCUGCCGCUGUGGAUGUCCAGAGCAGCCCACCAGGAGGCUCUAAGGCCGCAGGUGGAUUGCCCCUACGCUUGCGGCUGCGGGCGCAGCUUCGUGGAGCAGCGGGCACUGGAGCAACACGAGCGCUUCUGCCAGGCCGCACGUCGCACAUGGCUGAGUUCUCUCGGCGGCUGCUGCGCCAAGCUUUGUAGCCAAUGACUCCAAAG
This is a messenger RNA of Effrenium voratum, 1338 nucleotides long. NCBI's taxonomy places the organism in Eukaryota, Dinophyceae, Suessiales, Symbiodiniaceae. The record is from the annotation of a GenBank genome assembly.